AGUGUCACAUUCAGGAUAAAGACUGGUCAGCUCUGCACUCUUGUCACUCUUUUUAGGGGACCGCUCUUGAGGCCUUGGACUUACUCACUAAUUGACUAAAGAAAAAACAAAAGAAAAAUAAUUUUGGCAAAGGCCCUCUGUGCUCAUUUUAAAAGACUGACCUCAUGUAUGCAUACAUUUUCUCUAUGUACUGCAGUUCCCUCCUAAAACAAGUUCAUCUUAUAAUAAUUAGGGUAUUUGGAUAAUUGAUCCUAAAGCAGUGAUGUGCUGUGACAUCUGGGGUCAGUUAGUAGAGCUGGGGUCAUGUAGGCAAACAAAAAGUCCUGUCAAUUAGUAUUUAUAUGUGACCACCAAAAAGAACAGGCAUAGAAUCAUACUUUGAGACUUGAGUGCAUACUUGACCUAUUAUUGUUUGCUUAUAUUAAUAUGCAAACAUCAGAUUUAUCUUGAAAACCUGGUCAAAAUGAUCGGAAUCACACAUGAAAAUGACAAAAUAACAAUCACAGCCACAUCUCAGAAUACGGUCUUUGAAAAAGAGGAAGUAAGUGCAGAGAAUGGGAUGAUUGAGAUGCAUGGCCAAUAGAAGUACACUCUGCAGAGCUCUAUUUAAAUAUGCAUCAUCUCCUCUUCUUCUUAACUGAUACCAUCUACAUAUAAUCAGAGAAUUUAUCAGCAUACCUGCAGCCAUGGAGACAUUUCACCAUAUGCAUCGCUAAAAGCAGAUAAAUUCAUGCACAUACACCAUACUGACAAAAGUAUUUGCUUGUCUGCUUUCAUGUACACAUGAACUUGAACGAGAACUCUUUCUAAAUCCAUAGAGUUUAAUAUAUCAGCCCAGCCUUUGCCAUAAUAGGUUCAGCUAUUUUUGAAUUCUGAAGAUACCUUCCACAAGGUUUAGGACUGUGUUUAUAAGAAUAUAAUGGACAUUGUUUUGUGAACUGGUGCACAGACAUUUUGGAACAGAAAGGGACCAUCCCCUAACUGUUCCCACAAAAUUUGGAGUAGAAACAUUUCCAAAAUAUCUUAAAAUGCUGAGGCUCUAAGAGUUUGUUUGAAUUGAACCAAGGAGCUGAGCCCAACUUCCUCCUCUUCACCAAACUCUACACCAGACAUGAUGCAGUCAGGUAAGUGCUGUUCUCCUGCCAAACCCAGACUGGUCCACUGGAUUGCCAGGCAGAGAAGCCUGAUCUUUACUUCAGAGAGCAUGUGUCUACUGGAGUCAUUAAAAGAAGGCCUAGCUGUUCUUCUCAUUUUUAAAGUACAUGCAAAGAUACGUCUGCACCUAAAAUAGGUGGGGAAAAUCUAUUUUCCUCAAUGAAAUCCUCAGAUCUUACUCCUAAAAUUUUGAGGAGUGCCUCCUCAGGUCAGGACCUGGCGUGAGAGGACCACCAUGACCUAUAGCAAAGAGAGACACAUAUUGCUUGCAUCUGCUGGUCUUUAUUGAUGUGUUUGUACCAGCAUGUGUUUAAUGCAAUCUGCAUCGUGAAUCUAGUGCAGAAAUGAAGCAGUUACUUCAUGUAUUGAAGGGAAAAAGAAAUGUAGGAAUUUGCACAAUUUCAUAGACAGAGCCAGUCACAAUAAAUUUAAUUAUAAAAAAUUUUAGUUUUUCAGUAUCUCGAUUCAAUUAGUGAAACACAUUAUAUAGAUUAAUUACAUAAGGUCUAAUGUUUUCAUGCCCUUAUUUCUGUUAACUAUGAUGAGGUUUUGCUCAAAGCUCAUGAAAACAUAACAUUUAAGGUUAGAAAAUUACAUCAGACAAAUCGAAUUUCUUUUUUUCACAACAAUGUGAGCUUAAUGAAAUGCAUGUUUAAUACCUGCUUAAAGAUUGUUAUUUUUUAAAGGUACUUUUAAUCUGACAAACAAGCCUCAUCGGAACGCAUAAUGUAAUAUAUUGAAUAUUACUGUAUUUCCCCUACAGGAUUGACAGUAACUCCUGAGGGUGUUUUUGUACUUUAGGAGAUUCAGGUAGAAUUUUAUUACCUCAAGCAGGGAAAAAAAAAAGAAAACAAUGAAACAUAGAAAGUUGUGUUACAAGUUUGCCAUGAUAAUAAAGUUAGAUGACUGAAGUGUGCUUGAGGCUUUAGAGAGAGUGAAUGUCAAACCUUCAUUCUAAUUUAAAUGUCAAUCAUUUCUACCAAGUUUUGGCAUUAAAUUACAGUUUUGAGAUGUAAUCAUAAACCGCAAUAGUGUACAUUUUCCAUAAGAAAUGGAAUAGGGGUGGUUUGAAUACCUUUAGGUAUUAAUUUAAUUUCAUUACGAUGCUCAGAUCUAUAUAACACGAAAUCUUUCACAUAUUGUGGUGUCAGGUGUCCUCUCCUGUGCUGUAGGAGCCGAACAUUUUGGAAAUAAAAAGAACAUUCUAGGAACUUCAGUUUGGCCUCACCCUGUUCAUCAGUUUGACAUCUGACUGAAAUAGAAAUGAUUACAUAGGAAGAAUAGCAAAGCAUCCUGGAUAUGUUGUGCCACAACACGAAGGGGACUUAAUCUUUCCAGACAAAUAUCUAGAGCAAUAAAAUAUAAUUUAGAAUAACAUCUAACAAUCUUCAUUGUGAGCUGUAUUAAAGAAAUCACACAUUUUACCAUAAACGUCUCAAAUAGCAAAACAAUUUUAAUAAAAUCUGAGAAAUUAAUUUACUGUGAUUAAGCCUCUAACAGCUUAUUUUUAAUGGAUCUUAGGUGUAUAUGGCAUUGUGUAUGGUUUAUUGUGUGACUGGGGAUCUUGCAAAGACAGUCCUUCAGCUGGUCUAAAAUAUCAAAACUGUUUCAUUAGUAAAAACAUUAGAACAUUGGAUUAAAAAGAUAUUCUAGGAUUGGCAUCUUUACAUCUAAAGAUAAAUAGUUAAAAUUAUUCAACUUCCAUUGGAAAUUAGAAUUAUUGGUAGAAUAUAUAAACUAGUAGCUAUGUACAAUAAACAAUUCAAGCAAAAUAGUUAAAUAGUGUAAGAUAACUAUUACAGGUGGUUUUAGCAAUUCAUACUAAACCUACCACUUUUAAUGUCUACUGCAAUCUCAAAAUGAUCUUAUGGAGUAUGAUUUUCUUGCUCAUAAGCCUGCAGAUUCUUUCAGCUAAAAGCUAACAUCUGCACACUUGUAUUUAGACAAUAACAUCUAUAUCACUUGCAUGUUUAAUAUUUGUUAAUAUUUUUCUAAACGUUAACGAGCAAAUAUCUUUGUCUCUGAUUUGUUGAAAUCAGUGAGGCCACUAUUUGCUUAUUAUCACUGCAAUAAGCGAGAGCUAAUGAGCGCUGCACACACCACUACUGGGGCCGAUAACUUUAUUACAGUUUCUCAGACUAAACUCCAGAGAAGAUUUUAGUCCUUUUUAUUAGAUUCUUUUAAAUCUUAAAGAAUAUCAAUGUGAGAACAUUAAUUUAGCUAAAUGUUCACAUCUAGGUGCUGGUGUGAUGCUUGUAUCCUCACAACACAUAUGCCAUAUAUAUGUUUAGCAGUUACAUCCUUUGCAGUAGAAGUCCACAUGGGGUCAUUAAAAAUAUCAGGCUGGUACACCGAAAUCAAAACCAGUGACUGACUUAAAAAUACUGUGAUGUUGUACUAUUACUAUAUAAUAGGAACUCACAUAGAUCGUUUGUCUUUUGUUUUGUUUUUACACAUUUAUAUUUCUGACUGACUAGAAAUUAGCAUUUAAGGUUUCACAGUCUACAUGUAGCAGUUCUUGACAUAACAAAACCCACAGAAUAAUGUCUUUGAGGAGUGCAUGGAUUCAUUUCUCCUGUUCAGAGCAUCCAGGAUAAUCCUUGCAUCUCUAGAACACUUUUCAGCACUGCAAAAAACCAAAUAAUAAACAUAAAAGGUUCCUAAACAUGUAUGUUAGCUCCUGCUAAUGAGCAAUGAGUACCAACUGCACCUUUAGCUAAUAGUACUGCCAAGCCUAAAAGUCUAAGUAGUUUGCAUUUAUCUUUUCAGCAGCAUUCCUCCCUUCUUCUAAACUUCCAGGCCCUUCCCUCUUUGCUCUUUGUGACAGGUAUAUAACCAGAGAGGUCCAGUGAUGCUUUGUACUGCAGAUCAUCUCCAGUUAUCCUUGCUGGUUCAGAUUCAGACUCUCCAAGAUGUCUAUGUCUAUAUUGACCUCCACGUUGAUGCCAACGAGAAGGCUAUGCUUCAGAUCCUGAAUGACCGUCUGGCCUCCUACAUUCAGAAGGUGCAUUCAAUGAAGAAGGAGAACGAACGUCUGGAUAAGCAGAUCAGUGAGUGGUACAUGAGCAAAACUGUGAUCACCCAUGAGUACAGUGCCUACUUGGCCACCAUCGCAAACCUGCAGGAUAAGAUCCGAGCUGCCUCCACUUCCAACGCUAAGAUCUACUUGGAGAUUGACAAUUCAAAACUGGCCGCUGAGGACUUUAAAAUGAAGUAUGAGCACGAGCUAAGCAUGACGAUGGCUGUAGAGGGUGACAUCGCUGGACUGAGGAGAAUAUUUGACAAUCUUUAUCUGACCAGAAAGGAUCUAGAGAAUCACUACGAGUCCCUGAAGGAGGAGCUCAUCACGUUGAAGAAGAACCACGAGGAGGAAAUGGGUAUGCAGAAGACCAUGAUGGCCGGCCAGGUUAACGUGGAGGUUGACGGUCCUUCUCCUAUAGACCUGAACCUGGUCAUGAAUGAGAUCAGGGAGAACUAUGAGGCUCUUAUUGCCAAGAAACGCAAGGAGCUGGAGUUGUGGUAUCAGAACAAGAUUACAGUGGUGGAGAAGGAAGCAGAAGUACGUUCAACCAGUCUAGAGGCUUCUCGUCUUGAGAUUAAAGAACUGAAGAGCAUCCUGCAGACACUUCAGAUUGAACAGCAGUCCCAUCUGAGUAUGAAAUCAUCUCUAGAGGCAACUCUGCGAGAGACUCAGGAACGCUAUUCAGCACAGCUGGCAGGUCUCCAGUCCAUGGUCACAGGCCUGGAAGCUCAGAUGACACUUCUCACCGCCAGCAUCAAUGAAAACAACCUGAAGUACGGCACACUUCUGGACCUCAAGACCCGUCUGGAGGCAGAAAUUGUGGAGUACAGGAGGCUGCUCGAUGGGGAGGAUGACAGGGGCAGCUCAAAACAAGUGAUUACAAAGACCGUUGUUGUGCGGGAGACGGAUGUGGAUGGAAAAAAGGUUGACUCCUCUAAGCGUUGAUGUGGAUCAGACCAAGAAAAAAAAAACAAAGGAACUGAAUUCAAAGAAACAGGAGUCAGCAAAGUUCAAUAAAGACUCUUCAGUGAAA
Girardinichthys multiradiatus is the source of this 5210-nucleotide messenger RNA. Its product is annotated as keratin, type I cytoskeletal 13-like. The record is from RefSeq and is a predicted model, not a curated record. Gene Ontology annotation, molecular function: structural molecule activity. Lineage: Eukaryota; Metazoa; Chordata; Actinopteri; Cyprinodontiformes; Goodeidae. The coding region runs from base 4007 to 5122 and encodes 371 amino acids. The transcript has 9 exons.